Molecule: messenger RNA, 2731 nt
Organism: Varroa destructor (honeybee mite)
Lineage: Eukaryota; Metazoa; Arthropoda; Arachnida; Mesostigmata; Varroidae
Source: RefSeq, a predicted model, not a curated record
UGCAGAAGAUAGAGCUUCAGUAGGCUUACUUUUGUUAUAGAAAUAAAUAAGAAAGAAAUUACAACCAAAAAAUUAGUAGUGCAUAUUUAGGCGCAUAGAUAGAAACGCUUCCAUAUUAGCCAAUCCCAUGUUGUUUUUUUAAGUGUUCGAACCCGGAGCGAGACAAUUCCACAUAGAGUAGAUAAUAAAUGCACAUCUAAAAUACGAAUUCACUUCCAGAUGGAUUGACAGCCGACCAUCUAAUAUCACAUCACUAUGCCAUCCUUAGUGAAAUCGUUAGAUCGGUUAAUACUACAACAUCGCUAGCUCGUAGAUGCGGACUUAGUGUUAUGUUUAUCUUCAGGCGCAUCUGGAAUACCCAUCUGCGAGGCUGACAACGAUUUUCUCCCUUAUCUAUUUAUAAAAUCUUCACUCAGCACUCAUGACUCGUCGAACAGAUCCGUGCCUUUUAUCAAUCGCAUCGUUGGACCAAAAGUCAGAUAUGGAAAGAUAUAUAGCAGUAAUAAGUAAAUCGAAUCCUUAUUUAGACCUAUUCUCAACUACGUAAGAAUUAUUAUACGAGCUCUGAACCGGCAAGAAAACGAAGCGAAAACUAGUAAUUUAAUAUUCAUUAUGGCAGCGUGGAAUCUACGAGGUUGGCAAACUGAUACUCUUAAAUCUUUGUUCUCAUAUCAUAUCAUCGGCUAUAAUUGUCAGCCAAGAGCUCGGCUACGAGGACUGAGAAAGGUCUGGGAUUUUCGGUAGUGCAAACUCUGAAGUCAUUACUAGACGAUACUUCAGUCAUUCACUGUCCAGCUGGGUCAACAACUGGAGUUCUGCGUUCCGCUAGCAUUGAAGACAUGACGCUUGCUAAUUGAACUUCACUUUUGGUCGCUAGUUGUUUGAGCACUGACCGGCAGCAGCCGGCGUAAAAUUUUGCGCGCGCUUCUUUCGCCGGUUUAUUCUUGAGGACUCCGCGGUUAGCUAGCACUACCAAAGCGUUACAAUCAAACCAGCCCUCGCUCACGGUUGCCUGUGUGUUUGCCCGUCUAGCAACAGAACGGUGUUCUUGUCUGGUGUUCCGGUCCUUCGUAUCGUCUGCUCGUAAUCACAACAGUUAGGAACUUUUCGCCGAUCAACAUGGCUGACACCUCGACCGCUGCACUUUGCCAAGCCGUUAAAGGAUUUCUUGCUGGUGCAGACCUCACGACGAUCAACAAAAAGAAAGUGCGCGAGCACCUCAACGAAACGUUCAACUACGAUUUCUCUGACCGCAAACAGGAAAUUGAUAAGAUCCUCAUGGAUGCGCUGACCGAAGCUGCCGAGAAGAAUCAGGAGAAUUCGGAACAGUCAGAUCAAUCGGAUGACGACGAGAGCUCAAAGAAACGGGCGCGUAAGGCGACGACAAAGAAGCGACCGAAAGACUCUGAGUCUGACGAGGAUGAUGGUGAUGACGACUAUGACGAUGAUUCGGACGAUGGGCAUAAAAAGAAGAAGCGAACCUCGAAUGGCUCCGCCAAAGGCCGUAAGCCAGCGGGAGGUGGCGGAGGUAGCGCUGCGGGCGGAAAAGGUGGGAAAACGACGGGCUACCUCAAAAAGCUUAAACUGUCUGCAGAUCUUGCGGAGGUAAUGGGCGAAGACCAUAUGGCACGCAACGAAGUCGUCAAAAAGAUGUAUGCAAUAGUUAAGGAGCGUGACCUGUUAGAUCCGAAAAACCGCCAGUUCGCCAUCCUUGAUGCGCAGCUGCAGAAGGUUUUUGGCCAAAAACGAAUUCGGAUGUUCGGCAUGAUGAAGCUUCUUGGCAAGCAUUUCUCAGCUAGCGACUAGAAGGAACUAUUAAGGCGUUGAAUGAAGAUAUUUACUUAGAUAGCCGAAGGAAUUGGACACAGCCCAGUUGCAAUUGAUAGUGCUGUUCGAUCAACAGAUUCGGCGUUUCCACCCAUUGUAAAGUGAACUACGUGGCCCAUAUGGAUGGUAUCUUCUUAUCCGUUGAAUCUUCACUAGAGGAAAGUGCCUCCGUUCACGCAGUAUUUGUCGUGGGAAGGGGGGGGGGGGUAUCUCUCAUGGCAGUCCUUCGAAGUGGAACUGGUAGAGGGAGGUUGAAAAGGCAGGAGAAAGAAAGAUGGCAUUAUUUAAAAUGGCCGGUCUGAGGCGCAGUCAUGUUGUCUCAGUAUUUGGGGCCUUUUUUAAAUUUUAUUUUUAUUUAACCGGCUUUUCGGUCACGUAUUGACUGGCGGUACCAGCUUGUCAUGUUUCCUAUGAGUGCUAAUUAUGUUAUGUAGAGUGACUGAAUGGUCAAUGCAUGUAGAAAACGUAAGUAUGACUGGCAGAUGGGGGUAAAGGCACAACUUAUCCAACGAUGACGGUCUUGAAAAGUGAUCGAUAGCAGUUGAUGCCAACAAAUCUCUUAAUGAACUCUGCGCGGCAGGCAACCAGAAGAAAAUGUAGGUGAAUUUGAAUUUAACAUAAUAUACGUUAAUAGGAACUUGAACUAUAUAAAUAACGAGGCGCACUUUGAAGAUACUAGAGAUACAAAUAGAUCGGCCUUAGAGGGAAAGUCCCACAUUUUAUUUUAUUAAAUUGUCCUAUCUUUAAUCUACCUGAACAAUGAAUUUGUGUUAGUAAUAUGGCAGAUUUAUUGCUAAGUAGUAGCAUCGGGAAGGAACAAUUAAAAGCCAUAUUAAGCUCUCGUAACUGGGAAUUCCUCAAAUGUCUCUGGCACGAAGAAGCGAUGUACACAUGAAUGCAAACA